Cyclopterus lumpus (lumpfish) is the source of this 1710-nucleotide messenger RNA. RefSeq names its product glycerophosphodiester phosphodiesterase domain-containing protein 5-like. Lineage: Eukaryota; Metazoa; Chordata; Actinopteri; Perciformes; Cyclopteridae. Gene Ontology annotation, biological process: lipid metabolic process. The transcript has 15 exons. Gene Ontology annotation, cellular component: membrane. The record is from RefSeq and is a predicted model, not a curated record. Gene Ontology annotation, molecular function: glycerophosphodiester phosphodiesterase activity. The coding region runs from base 1 to 1710 and encodes 569 amino acids.
AUGACGUCCGCGCGGCCGCUGGCGUCGUGCCUGCGCGGCCUGUACGGCUGCCGGUGGAGCCGCGACGAGAGGAGCCGCGGCCGGCCGGGAGACUGCUGCUGCAGCAAGCUGGAAGGCGUCAGCUUCGCUCUGCUGGCGGCGACUUUCUGCUCCACGCUGGUGUUUCUAUACUUCUGGGGACAAGCGAGGAACGACUACAACGACUUUGACUGGUUUAACUUUGGGAACCUGGGCUUCUGGUUUCCUUGGUCUGUGGUGCUGCUGGUCGUCGCCGCCGGCUUCUUCACCUACGUCACUGUGCUCAUGCUGCUGGCUGUUUGUUUGCUGUCAGACGGCCAGAAGCUUCAUUUACACUGGAGUCACAAGUUCGGGGUUCUGCUGACGUUGACGUUCUCCGUCGUCUCCUUGGCCGUCUUAUCCGACCUGUGGAGGAAAGAGUGGACGACUCUACUGCUCUCCUUCCAGGUAACUGCUCCGUAUCUUCAUGUGGGCGGAGUCUUACUGAUGACGGCGCUGUCUUGGCCAAUAGCGUUGCAUUUCUUCCGCAUGAGCAGCAGAGGGAGGCGGGGCCUAAUCCUGGGGCUGUACCUGUCCACCCUGUCGGCCCUCUACCUGGUGCCCCUCGGGUUGUACUCUCCUUGUAUCAAAGAGGACGGGACCCUCGGCCCGGCACCGGCCCUCAUCGGCCACAGGGGGGCGCCGAUGCUGGCUCCAGAGAACACCCUGAUGGCCUUCGAGAAGGCCGUGGAGGCAGGAAGUGGCGGUCUGGAGACGGACGUCACCAUCAGCCUUGAUGGCGUCCCGUUCCUGAUGCACGACCAGACUCUGCGACGGACCACCAACGUGCAGCAGGUGUUCCCCAACCGGACCGACAGCCCGGCGGCCAUGUUCACCUGGACGGAGCUGGAGGAGCUGAACGCCGGGGCCUGGUUCCUCUCCAACAACCCGUUCGGUACAGCCGGCUCUCUGGCAGCAGACGACCGGCUGCAGGCGGAGAAGCAGACCGUCUGCAGCCUGCAGGCCUUCCUCCAUCUGGCAGCUCGGAGGGACAAACAGGUGAUCUUUGACCUCUACCGUCCGCCCAGAGGUCACCCGUACAGGGACACCUGGAUCCAACGCACGUUGGAGGUCAUCCAGAACGAGUCCUCCAUCCACUCCUCCCAGGUGUUGUGGCUGCCCUCAGAACUGCGCGCUCUGGUCCAGGACUUGGAUCCCGAGCUCCAGCAGGUAUCGGGCAGCCGGCUCCCCCUGGAGGAGCUCCAGAGCCAGCGCAUCGUCACCCUGAACCUGCACUACAGCUCCAUGUCCACCGAGCUCACCAGCGCGUACGCCGCGGUGAACAUCAGCACCAACCUGUACGUGGUCAGCCAGCCGUGGCUCUUCUCUCUGGCCUGGUGCUGCGGCGUCCAGUCGGUCACCAGCAACGCCCCCCAGCUGCUGAGCGGCAUGAGCUCGCCCCUGUUCCUCAUGAGUCCAGACCAGUUCAACGUGAUGUGGGUUCUCACCGACCUGGUGUCCCUGGUGCUCCUCUUCAUCAUCUUCAUCUUUCACUGGUGGCGAAAGAGAACGUCUUUCUGCUCGAGCAGCAAACUCCGGCUGGACGACGAGUUCACAACAGAGCUCCGCCCCCCCGUCAGCUGUUCUGGGUUCCCCUGCUCCGGGGUUCCCUCUCUCAGCCGGUUCUCCGUUCCCGUCCGAUCUUCUCAUUGA